AUGAUAAGAACGGGACAAAAAUAUGUUGUCAAAGGAAUUAGAAGUCUUUAUCCGGAAGAACUGGCGAAAAAUUUGGCUGAUGACUUGUUGAGGCGAUGUAGAAUCGACCCUACAACUACUGCAAUAUGUCUUGGAGUAGAACAGUUUGCUGACAUAUGCUAUGUUUAUGAGGAACACUGCCGAAAGUACCCUGGCGUAUUUCUAUACGAGCAUUCAAAUCAAGGUCGUACACUGGAAGAACUUGCACGACUUCCAAAUGCUAUACCACCACCAAAUCCCUUUGCUAAAGAUUUCCCAUCGGAAGGCGUAAAAUUAUCAGAUGCUGUAGCAUUAUUUCACAAAUAA
Molecule: messenger RNA, 345 nt
Organism: Loa loa (African eye worm)
Lineage: Eukaryota; Metazoa; Nematoda; Chromadorea; Rhabditida; Onchocercidae
Exons: 3
Coding region: 1-345 (114 amino acids)
Source: RefSeq, a predicted model, not a curated record